ACCGCUAGGGGGCAGCAGAGUCAAACUCUACCCGGAUUACACCGUAGAAUGAACCUUUCACAGUGAGAGGGGAACACUGACACAUUUUCACAUUAUCAGAAGAAAAUCACUUUAUUUAGUGACUUUAUUGGAAUUCACAGCAUCGCCAUCAUGUCAGGUGGUCCACCAGUGAGGGUCAGCAUCGAGUCUUCCUGUGAGAAGCAGGUGCAAGAAGUGGCCCUAGAUGGGACAGAGACAUAUGUCCCUCCUCUGUCCAUGUCCCAGAACCUGGCAAAGUUGGCCCAAAGAAUCGACUUCAACCAGGAAUCUGACUCAGAGGGGGAAGCAGUCGAGGGGGAACCCAGGGAUCGGGAGUGGAACAAGCAGGAGCCUGAGGAGGAAGAAGGCACAGUAAAGUUUCAGCCGUCUCUCUGGCCGUGGGACUCGGUGCGUAACAACCUGCGCAGUGCCCUGACAGAGAUGUGUGUGCUCUAUGAUGUGCUCAGCGUGGUGAAGGAGAAGAAGUACAUGGCCCUAGACCCAGUCUCUCAGGAUCCAUCUGCUACCAAGACCCCACAGGUAUUCCAGUUGAUCAGCAAAAAGAAAUCUCUGGGCACGGCGGCUCAGCUCCUCCUGAAGGGAGCAGAGAAGCUCAGUAAGUCAGUCGCAGAGAACCUGGAGAACAGGAGGCAGAGGGACUUCAACUCGGAGCUGCUGCGACUCCGCUCACAGUGGAAACUACGCAAAGUAGGAGACAAAAUCCUGGGAGACCUCAGCUACAGAAGUGCAGGUUCUCUUUUCCCUCAUCACGGCACCUUCGAGGUGAUCAAGAACACAGACAUCGAUCUGGACAAAAAGGUCCCAGAGGACUACUGCCCGCUGGAUGUCCAGAUCCCCAGUGAUUUAGAAGGAUCUGCUUACAUCAAGGUGUCCAUCCAAAAACAAGCUCCAGAUAUUGGUGAUCUGGGGACCGUCAACCUGUUCAGGAGACAUCUGAAAACCAAAGCUGGUACCCAGGCGUGGCAUGUGAAGCUCGAGGCAGCUCAGAAUGUUUUACUCUGUAAGGAGAUCUUUGCACAGCUGUCCAGGGAAGCUGUUCAGAUCAAAUCCCAGAUCCCUCACAUCGUAGUGAAGAAUCAGAUCAUCUCACAGCCCUUCCCAGGUCUGCAGCUCUCCAUCUCAUUGUGUCACUCUACGGGAGAGAAGAAGAACCAGCGAGGGUCUCCUGAGAAACCGAAACCAGAUGACCACCUUUAUGUGCUGGAGCACAAUCUGCAUCAGAUGAUGAGAGAGUUCCACAAGCAGCAGCUGAGCUCUGUGGUGAUGCCUCAUCCCGCCAGCGCUCCCUUUGGCCACAAACGUCUCCGCCUAGCAGGACCGAUGGCCUACGACAAAUCUGAGAUCUCCAGCCUGCAGCAGAGCGAGGGGCUGCUGGAGAAGAUCAUCAAACAGGCCAAACACAUCUUCCUCCGCAGCAGGACGGCACGCACCAUCGACAGCCUCGCCAGCCGCAUUGAGGACCCUCAGAUCCAGGCCCACUGGUCCAACAUCAACGAUGUGUAUGAGUCCAGUGUGAAGGUGCUCAUCACCUCUCAGGGCUACGAGCAGAUCUGCAAGUCCAUCCAGCUGCAGCUGAACAUAGGUGUGGAACAAAUCCGAGUGGUGCACAGAGACGGACGUGUCGUCACACUCUCACAUCAGGAACAGGAGCUGCAGGACUUUCUCCUCUCACAGAUGUCCCAGCAUCAAGUGCACGCAGUUCAGCAGCUGGCCAAAGUGAUGGGCUGGCAUGUCCUGAGUUUCAGUAACCACGUGGGCCUGGGUCCGGUGGAGAGCAUCGGAAACGCCUCUGCAGUCACAGUAGCUUCUCCUAAUGGAGAGUACGCCAUCUCAGUACGUAACGGCCCGGAGAGCGGGUGCAAGGUCUUGGUCCAGUUCUCCCGCAGCCAGACCAAAGAGCUGCCGAAGAGCGACGUCAUCCAGGAGAACAAGUGGUGCCACCUGAGGGGGCCCUGCAAAGAGGUCCACUGGAGCAAGAUGGAGGGACGCAACUUUGUCUACAAGAUGGAGCUCCUCAUGGCUGCACUGACUCCCUGUCCUUAGACACAGAGCCGUGAACCUCAUCACAAAAACUCACACUAGAGGUGGACCGUGUCUAUUCCUCCUCAGCAGAGAUCAUGAACUUUUGAACUUUGCAGAUUCAGCAGUAUCUGUUGCCUUUCCAUUCAGUAACAUGUAGUCGAUGUGUACCAAACGUUUUAAAAUAAAGUGCUGACUUUGUA
Messenger RNA from Notolabrus celidotus (New Zealand spotty), 2261 nucleotides. RefSeq names its product mediator complex subunit 17 (gene med17). The transcript has 13 exons. NCBI's taxonomy places the organism in Eukaryota, Metazoa, Chordata, Actinopteri, Labriformes, Labridae. Gene Ontology annotation, biological process: regulation of transcription by RNA polymerase II. Gene Ontology annotation, molecular function: transcription coregulator activity. Gene Ontology annotation, cellular component: core mediator complex; mediator complex. Bases 151 to 2082 code for a protein of 643 amino acids. The record is from RefSeq and is a predicted model, not a curated record.